AACCUACUCACAUCUGUUGUUCGCUUUGCAUAGUUGAGCUGUCUGAUAGGACUUACAAUCCCCUAGAAUUGAAUACAGGCAAUCAAUUGCUUACAGUCACAGACUCGUUCUUCCUGUGGGUGUCUUGCCUUAGUAGAUCUACCACUUAUUGUUCCCUGUUACGGAUACCAUUCCCACUUGCGAAUGACGUAGCGCUCGAGCUGCCAGGAUACAGGUACAGACACAGAUAUACAUAGCAGACAGUUACCACGAAGCGUCGCCUCUUCCGUUGUCAAGAGCCGCCAAAGCAAUCAGAACCGCAUCGCAUCUUCUGCAGCACGCCCAAAGCUAACCUGUCGCAAGCUUGUGAUUAGCAGUGGUUAUUGGUGCUACUAAUUGCAUUGGCGUACUUGCCGACUCAGAAAGAGCUGUCAGUGACGACGCUUGGCCUGUUGUACGCAGGACAAGACAAGUUGUUCGCACCAUGGUCACACGAGGGCCAAAGCCCGACGACACACCUGCGAAUGCCAAUGCGCCUCCCACAAUCGACAUCUGGUCGCCGACAGACUCCGAGGACAGCGUGAAUGUUUGGGGGGACUUGGAUUCGACACGGCCGACUCGAAACGGCACAAACAGCCCCGUGCCUGCUCCCAUCCCACACGACGUUCCCGCACCACUGAGACCCGGCGCCUCACCGAAGAGCCCGAGUCCAAGCCCAUAUGACACGGGAGACGACAACCCUUGGGGAGAAGUGGGCGACGAAACAGGCAAGCCGAAGAUCACCCUCGAGCAUACACCUACAGUCCUGCGACCUGGCGGGAAGAUGGAAACCAAUCCCUUCAAGCGAAAGCCUGUCAAUAACGGUCCCAAAGGAUACAACCCUUCAACCUCGUCUCCAGGCGCUGUACCUGUACCCGUACCUGUACCGCCCACCGACGCCUUUUCGCAAUUAGAGGUUGUCGAGAAUGAGCAAAACACGAAUCCCUGGGAACCAGUCAUCGACGAGUCCACAACGACUGCUGCCCCUGCGCCAAUGCCACCUAUCAGUAAUCAGAACACCGGCAGUGAUGUAUGGGGCUCGACUUACACGCCGAAGCCUACCACAACUAUACCAGGGAGCUCGCCAAAGCCAGUUUCACUCCUGUCAGAGGGAGAGUCACCUGCAUGGGAUGAGGUGGAAAGCGCAAAGCCGUCUCUGGGGCCAAUGCCUGGGAGAUCGACAGAAGCUAAUGAGUUCUCACAAGAUGCACAUGCCUGGGAUGAUCUUGCAACUCUCGACAAGGGAAAGGCGCCCGCUGCGAGUCAGCCUCAGGGACACACCAACAUUCCGGAUGGCUGGAACCUAAUCGACAAAGAUCCAUCACCAGUUGCGCCAAGUCUUUCCAGAAAGAGUACGUGGGAGAACUUCGAUGAUAAUGAUGACCAGCCAAAAGACGAUACUUCGAAGGCACCAGUGGUGCCAACCACGAACACACCGGAGGCCGAAGCUUCAGAAGAACCGCCCGCACUACCUCCAAGGCGGUCUUUAGACCCGCCUCCUCCUCAGCCUCCCCGACCGAGCACACCCAGUGCAGCCAACAAGACUGAAACCUAUCAAAUCAAAAACAUCCAUUGGUUUGAUGCCAAUGUCUCGCAAAACCCUCGACGGUCGCCUAUCUUGGUACAGAAUGCCAACGGCCCCUGCCCUCUGGUCGCACUUGUCAAUGCAUUGACUUUAACGACUCCUGCCGAUCUAUCUAACACUGUUCUGGUGGAGACACUAAGAUCAAGAGAACAGAUCAGUCUCAAUUUGUUGCUCGAAGCAGUAUUCGAUGAGCUCAUGUCGCCUAGAAGAACGCAAUCAGAUGCUGCAUUGCCCGACGUAACCGAAUUAUAUGCUUUCCUCAAGGGCCUGCAUACUGGCAUGAAUGUCAACCCUCGAUAUGUACCCACGCAAGAGCUCAUCACCGCCCACAAGCGAACCUCAACUCAUCAGCACCCCUCGGAACGUGGUGAUUUUAUUCCAGGAACUUUCGAAGAUACACGUGACAUGAGGUUGUACGCGACUUUCUCCAUUCCUCUGAUCCACGGUUGGCUUCCACCAAAGGAAGAUCCGGCAUAUGAAGCAUUUGCUAGGCAGGCUGCGUCUUAUGAUGAUGCACAGAACCUCAUGUUCAGAGAGGAAGAACUCGAAGACAAACUAAGCACUUCUGGCGCUGGUCUCACCGAGCAAGAACAACAGAUUUACCAGGAUAUAAUAACUAUCAGAGGAUGGCUCAACAGUUCCGCCACGCAACUCACUCAAUGGGGCCUUCAAGUAAUUACGAAAGGUAUCCAGCCAGGCACAUUCGCCAUCUUGUUCCGCAACGAUCACUUUUCUACCCUGUACAGACACCCACAGACACAACAGCUCUUCACGCUGGUUACCGAUGCUGGCUAUUAUACACAUGAUGAAAUCGUAUGGGAAUCUCUCGUUGACGUUAACGGCGAACGAACUGAGUUCUUCUCUGGCGACUUCAGGCUGGUCGGUGGUCCGCAACAGGAGGCUCCUCGAGACGUUCCGGGCGCCUGGUAUACCGAUGAAGAUUCAUCUGCUCACGGCGGGCAAUGGCAAGCAGUUCAGAAUAGGCGCGGACGUACUAGCAACAGCGAACCUGAGCCUCCUGCUUCGCCAAUGUCAGCAAACCACGAACAAGAGGAUCGUGAUCUUGCACUUGCUCUUCAACUACAGGAAGAGGAGGAUGAGCGGCAUAGGAACGAGCAAGCUGCUCGCGAGCGUGAAAGUCAGUUAUCAGAACAUUUCAUCGAGCAGCAGGGUCGGGGUACUACCGCCCGAACCGGCCCACGUGGUCGGGGAGGCGGCCGGGGUGGGCUGAUUCCAGCCCGCGCAAGCUCGACCUCCAUCAAUGCUCCAGUCCGCACCAGCUCGACCUCCAUCAAUGUUCCAGUCCGCGGUGGUAGUACUACAGCCCGAGGCGGACGUCCCGUCCAGCAAGUUCGACCUCUAGUACCACCGGCUAAUACAACACAUCGGCCCGCAAAUGCUGCGGAUGAUGAUGCGCCACCGUCUUACGAACAAGCGAGCAAAGAUGAGCUGUAUGUGCCACCAAGUGGUCAUCCUAACCAUUCUUCGAGCAGCCCCGGUGGCGCUACUGACGCAAGAAGAAGACCGACACUUCCGGGCAGUGGGCCAUCACAGCCCGUGACAGCUCAAGCUGGGCCUAGCACGCCGAUAGGAAUGGGCCGAGGUCGUCCGGUAAUAGGUCAUCAGCAGAGCGCGUCUGCUGGUAGGGACAAAGAUUGCGCUGUGAUGUGAUUGUAGAUAAGAUUGAACUAGAAGAUCACGUCUCAUGAUCCCGGCUUUUGCAUAGUUGGAAUGGGUAGCCGGCGCUCUAGCGGAUAUAGGUUUUUCGGGUGCUCAGGCGUGCACGGGAGUUUGGGAACUUUCCAGGCACGAAUCUGCAGGUCAUCAUUGUUACGAGAUUCUUUUCUUUUCUUUUCUUAGAAUUGCUCCUAGUUCAAUAUGACUUUGAGCAAGAGCAGCUGAGAACUAUUUCAUUUUAAGCGAGUGCAAUCCGAUCUGUUGAUACACAGUGUAACAAAGUAAUCCAAAUCAGUCCCACUCUCAAUACACUAGAGAACGUUCUCCUUGGUAA
Truncatella angustata is the source of this 3614-nucleotide messenger RNA. RefSeq lists its product as uncharacterized. Gene Ontology annotation, molecular function: cysteine-type carboxypeptidase activity; cysteine-type deubiquitinase activity; K48-linked deubiquitinase activity. Gene Ontology annotation, cellular component: cell periphery; cytosol. Lineage: Eukaryota; Fungi; Ascomycota; Sordariomycetes; Amphisphaeriales; Sporocadaceae. Gene Ontology annotation, biological process: protein K48-linked deubiquitination. The record is from RefSeq and is a predicted model, not a curated record. The transcript has a single exon. The coding region runs from base 464 to 3274 and encodes 936 amino acids.